Molecule: messenger RNA, 508 nt
Organism: Toxotes jaculatrix (banded archerfish)
Lineage: Eukaryota; Metazoa; Chordata; Actinopteri; Toxotidae
Product: ubiquitin-60S ribosomal protein L40
Exons: 5
Coding region: 62-448 (128 amino acids)
Biological process (GO): translation; protein ubiquitination; modification-dependent protein catabolic process
Cellular component (GO): cytoplasm; ribosome; nucleus
Molecular function (GO): structural constituent of ribosome; ubiquitin protein ligase binding; protein tag activity
Source: RefSeq, a predicted model, not a curated record
ACACCAUCAGCCUUUUCCGCUCUCUUUUCGUUGAGGCUCAGCUAGCGGCCGGCCUGCAAACAUGCAGAUCUUCGUGAAGACGUUGACAGGGAAGACCAUCACCCUUGAGGUUGAGCCCAGCGACACUAUCGAAAAUGUCAAGGCUAAGAUCCAGGACAAGGAAGGAAUUCCCCCUGAUCAGCAGCGUCUGAUCUUCGCUGGCAAACAGCUGGAGGAUGGACGCACACUGUCUGACUACAACAUCCAGAAAGAAUCCACUCUGCAUCUGGUUCUGCGUCUGCGUGGUGGCAUCAUUGAACCCUCACUCAGACAGCUGGCCCAGAAGUACAACUGCGACAAGAUGAUCUGCCGCAAGUGCUAUGCCCGUCUGCACCCACGUGCUGUCAACUGCCGCAAGAAGAAGUGUGGACACACCAACAACCUUCGCCCCAAGAAGAAGCUGAAGUAGACAUUUUGGCUGACUUGGCACUGUAUGCCAUUUUGUGUUAAAAUAAAUGUAAGAAAAUGA